CAUGAGAAGUAGGUAAGACUGAGUGAGGAGGGGGAACAAAUCAGAGACGAGACGUCAGAAGGAGAGUGGAGGCAGAAGAACCUGAGCAGCGACUGUGUGAACAUCAGAAAAAGAGAGAAGCGAUCGAGAGAGUUGACUGCUGGUGGUGUUCUCGGACCCAAGGUUCAGAAUCAUCAGGCUUAGGAGCACGUUUAAAGGAAGCAGGCACUCAUAGUUUAGAGAUUUUAAACAAAGGUGGAGGACUGUACUUGAAUGGGAUACACAUAGCUGAAAUGGACUGCAAAAACAAUGAGUACGAGAAUAAUGGGAGGUGCUGCGAUCGCUGCGAAGCAGGACAGUACAUGAAGGCUGAGUGUGAUGGCACAAAGAAGACAGAGUGUGCUACAUGUGAACACGGGACCUACACAGCCUCGCAAAAUCACUUGAUAAAAUGCCGACCCUGCAAGGAGUGCAGUCCCAGUAACCAUCAGCAGCUAUUAACUCCUUGCUCAGCUAAAAAUGACACAGUAUGUGAGUGUCUGCCAGGUUUCUACUGUGAAAGUGUUGCUUGUGAUCACUGCAGGCCUAUGCAUCGCUGUCAACUCGGUGAAGGGGUCAAGAUUCCAGCCAGUACCACAAGCGAUGUAAUCUGUGCCCCAUGUGAAAAGGGGACAUUCAGCAAUGUAACAGAUUUCCAGUCACCCUGCAGACCUCAUACCAGAUGUGAGGACUACGGAAGAGUGCUGAAAAUUCCAGGAACCAAUAAAACUGAUGCAGUUUGUGGAGAUUUCAAAUCUUAUUGUCCUUGGAUGUUGCCAGCAGGCCUGUGGUCGGGAUUUGUGUUGACCGCAAUCGUGAUUGUGUUACUUCUCAUCCUCUGGAGAGCAAAGUGCAAAUCGUACAGAGCAGCUCGGUCCAGCAUUUGUAUUACUCCGGUGGCUGUGGUUCCCAUUCCAGCUGACACUCCUACAGAGCUGCCUUCUCACUGCCAAGAGACCUGCAAAUUCCCAAUUUUUAACCCAGAUGAUUCUCCGGUCAUUUGCAGCAUACAGGACAGCCUUCCUAUAACUCCAUUGAAGGCUUCAGUUUCGUUCGCUGAAUCCACUCAGACGAAUGGAAAUGCAGAUUACUGCACCAGCCACUUCUUCAGGUCGUACUCUGAGCCACAGGAGGACGAGUACUGUGGGACAUAAUCCAAUAUAACGGCAAACGUACUGGAGCUCAGUGUGCCUCUCUGGAUUGGAGAGAAUCCGAAUAUUUUUAAGACCUUAAUAAUAAAACUUUUUCUACCAAAAAGAAAGAGUUCUCUUUACAGGCCUUGAAGAUUAUUUGCUGCCCCCUGCAGGACGCUCGUGGGAAUUUCAUCAAAAUGUGAAAUUUCUGUCAUACGCACAAAAAUUAGCAGCUGAAAAAACACUGCUGCUGCUCUGUACUUGAUGUGAAUUCAUCUCAACUUCACAAGAGGAAUCAGCAGACUGCGCAGUCUUCAGCUUCACAGCUGUGUCCUGUUUUCAGGAAAACUGAAUUCUUAUUUUUACAACAAUCCCAUAAAAAAGACUGAAACAAAUUAAGCAAAGGUAGUGAACAGAGCCUGGUAUAUCCUACGUCUUUAGAGUCUAAUAAAAAAAAAAACAUAUCAAUGAGCCAAAGUGAUGCAGUAUCGACAUCCUCUUCUAUCAUCCAUCAUUCUGCUGCUGUUAGGUGUAUUUUUCUGGAGAAAAUAUAGCCCCAAAAAGCAGUUUAAAGACACUUCAAUAAUAUUUUAAGAAAACAGAUGUAAGAUACCUUUUCUGUUUUUAAAAGAUGCUUUAUGGGAGCAAAUAAUUUAAUUGCUGAUCUGAUAGUGAGGUCAGAAAAUCAGAAUUCUUUGCAUUUUUCCUUGCAUAUGUUAGAAAAAAUACUGCUAGCCUGAUCCUUUUAAUGUAAACUGUAUGUUUUGAGUUAUAUGUCUAAUUUAACUUAUACUGUUAGAACAUUUGCCAGUAAUUCAGGUUUGAAUGUUUUGUAUUUGUAAACCAUUAUAAUAUGUGUAAACACACUGAUGCAAGUUGUCCUUUUUUGCCAUGUAGCACACAGCAAAAAAUAGUCUGCUUCAGAUGAGUUUGCACCACUGUAAACUGCUGGGUUUAGAAGAGAGAAGUGAUAAGAGAACAAGAGCAGGACGCAGAACUCAUGGUGCCUACUCUUAAACAGCGAAUGCACCGCAUAUUUAGGUGUUCUGUCACAUGGCUGCAAUCCAGCAUCACACAGACUUCGAACCACAGAGCUGGAGGUUAAAGUCCGGCUAAUGGUCUUUAACCUCCUGCUUUUUGGUCAUUUGUUCUGUUACCAAGUCUGUCCAGGGUUGCAGGGCGUGUGUGAAAAUGGCUUUAGAUGCAAAGCAGCAAUAACCCCACCCAACACACACACACACAAAAAUUUGUAUAAUUUAAGACAAAGGAGAAAAACACAAUAGAUAUAUGACUUGUUUAUAACAUUGUGCAAUAUAGCUAAACAAGUUGAGAAUGUUUAAAGUCACUCUGCUCUACUGGUCUCUUCUUUGUCUCAGAACAAACAGAACAGGUUUUUUCAAAAUAUUCUUGAUUAUAAUAAAAUUCUAUAAACAUGA
Molecule: messenger RNA, 2587 nt
Organism: Archocentrus centrarchus (flier cichlid)
Lineage: Eukaryota; Metazoa; Chordata; Actinopteri; Cichliformes; Cichlidae
Product: tumor necrosis factor receptor superfamily member 5
Exons: 8
Coding region: 273-1172 (299 amino acids)
Biological process (GO): apoptotic process; immune response; immune response-regulating cell surface receptor signaling pathway
Cellular component (GO): CD40 receptor complex; external side of plasma membrane; membrane
Molecular function (GO): protein binding; transmembrane signaling receptor activity
Source: RefSeq, a predicted model, not a curated record